Molecule: messenger RNA, 542 nt
Organism: Scaptodrosophila lebanonensis
Lineage: Eukaryota; Metazoa; Arthropoda; Insecta; Diptera; Drosophilidae
Product: nucleolar protein 3-like
Exons: 2
Coding region: 30-542 (170 amino acids)
Molecular function (GO): RNA binding
Source: RefSeq, a predicted model, not a curated record
CAGAACAUUUCGGGUUUUCUGAUAAUUAAAUGCAGGCUAAAAUGGAGUUAGCAGGAGGUGACGUUGAGAAAAUGUGCUUCAAAAAAGUUAACGAAGAAGGUGCUGGCAGUGCAGGCACUAGCAGCGAUACUAACAUUUCAGAAAUUAACACACAUAACUCGGAUGCCGACAUUGUAGUUGUUAACACUUCCGCACUUUCGAAUAUCGAUGUGUUGGAAGUAAACGUAUCUUCCAUGCAUAAUCGCCGCGUUAUGCUUUAUUCGCGAAGCGCAGGUAACAAGGGACUAGUUGUCUACGAAAUGAGCAUCUUGAAUCUGCCAUUGGACGUGACCGCCAGAGAUGUUUUCAUGCUCUUCGAACCGUAUGGGCCACUCCUAGACAUACGCCUCCUGAACCCUGGUGGCGCAAUUAUUGUGUUUGAGCGGUACAAGAACGCGGUGAUAGCUUUCGAUGAACUCGAUGGCAAGCUAUGGAAGCACCGACCAAUUAAAAUGAAACUCAAGACGACUCCUUGGUCUUCGCUGUGUGAUGUACAAAACUGA